GGCAAUUCGCAGUACCCCAAAUUCACUCCGAUGGAGGGGUAUAAAAGCUCCUCCACGACCCCCUCUUCGGACAACCCACCCCGCUCGUCAUCCCCAAACUCCGAGGCCCUCUCAAUUGUCUGCCAACCCUCAGAUCACCAUGCCGCGUUCUUCUCUCAUCACCCUCACCUGUGCGCUGGCUGCCGGCGCCUCCGCCUUCUCCUACGGCGCGGCUGCCCCCCAGUCCUCCCAGGAGAAGCAGUUCUCUCAGGAGUUCCGCGACGGCUACAGUAUCCUCAAGCACUAUGGUGGUAACGGUCCCUACUCCGAGCGGGCGUCCUACGGUGUCGCCCGUGACCCUCCUACCGGCUGUGAGGUCGACCAGGUCAUCAUGAUCAAGCGUCACGGCGAGCGCUACCCCUCCCCCUCCGCCGGCCAGGGCAUCGAGGAGUCCCUGGCCAAGGUCUACAGCAUCAACACUACCGAGUACAAGGGUGACCUGGCCUUCCUGAACGACUGGACCUACUACGUCCCCAACGAGUGCUACUACAAUGCCGAAACGACCAGCGGUCCCUACGCCGGUCUGCUGGACGCCUACACCCAGGGUACCGAGUAUCGUGCUCGCUACGGCCAUCUUUGGGACGGCGAGUCGGUUGUGCCCUUCUUCUCCAGCGGAUACGGUCGUGUUAUCGGCACGGCCCGCAAGUUCGGGGAGGGCUUCUUCGGAUACAACUACUCGACCAACGCCGCCCUCAACAUCAUCUCCGAGUCCGAGGUCCAGGGUGCCGACAGCCUGACUCCCAGCUGCGACACCGAUAAUGACCAGACCACCUGUGACAACUUGACCUCCCUCAUGCCCCAGUUCAAGAUCGCUGCUGCUCGUCUGAACGCCCAGAACCCCGGCAUGAACCUCACUGAGACCGAUGUCUACCACCUGAUGGUGAUGGCCUCCUACGAGCUCAAUGCCCGCCCCUUCUCUAACUGGAUCAACGCCUUCACCCAGGACGAGUGGGUAAGCUUCGGCUACGUUGAGGAUCUGAACUACUACUACUGCGCUGGCCCCGGAGACAAGAACAUGGCUGCUGUCGGUGCUGUCUACGCCAACGCUAGUUUGACCCUCCUGAACCAGGGACCCAAGAAAGCCGGUUCCCUGUUCUUCAACUUUGCUCACGACACCAACAUCACCCCCAUCCUCGCCGCCCUGGGCGUCCUCAUCCCCGACGAGGACCUCCCUCUGGACCGCAUUCCCUUCGGCAACCCCUAUACAACCGGCAACAUCGUGCCCCAGGGUGGACACCUCACCAUCGAGCGUCUGAGCUGCCAGGCGACUGCUCUGUCGGACGAGGGCACCUUUGUGCGUCUGGUGCUGAACGAGGCCGUGCUCCCCUUCAACGCCUGCCAGUCCGGCCCCGGCUACUCUUGCCCGCUGGCCAACUACACCUCGAUCCUGAACAAGGAUCUGCCUGAUUACACCACCACCUGCAACGUGUCGUCGUCGUACCCGCAGCACCUGUCGUUCUGGUGGAACUACAACACCACCACUGAGCUGAACUACCGCACUAAGCCGAUUGCCUGCCAGGAGGGUGAGGCUAUGGAUUAGAUGGGAUGAGUGAUGAUGUGAAUGAGUUGGUGGCUGCGCUACCGGGUGAUGGAAUGAUGUUUAUGUGACGAGCUUAUGAUCACCAUGUUAAUAUGUCUUGGAUGCACAGUCUGGUGAAUGUAUAUAAUGGUAAUAAUGGCUAUAUAUUUAUCGAUGGUUUUGAGAG
This is a messenger RNA of Aspergillus ibericus CBS 121593, 1745 nucleotides long. RefSeq names its product histidine phosphatase family protein. The transcript is spliced from 4 exons. The record is from RefSeq and is a predicted model, not a curated record. Lineage: Eukaryota; Fungi; Ascomycota; Eurotiomycetes; Eurotiales; Aspergillaceae. Gene Ontology annotation, cellular component: fungal-type cell wall. The coding region runs from base 140 to 1579 and encodes 479 amino acids. Gene Ontology annotation, molecular function: acid phosphatase activity.